Trifolium pratense (red clover) is the source of this 1625-nucleotide messenger RNA. RefSeq names its product myb family transcription factor PHL7-like. The coding region runs from base 766 to 1410 and encodes 214 amino acids. NCBI's taxonomy places the organism in Eukaryota, Viridiplantae, Streptophyta, Magnoliopsida, Fabales, Fabaceae. The record is from RefSeq and is a predicted model, not a curated record. Gene Ontology annotation, molecular function: DNA binding; DNA-binding transcription factor activity. The transcript is spliced from 5 exons.
GAAUACAUAUUUGUACUCGAACCAGACAACCAAAACCAAAAUAGUAUUACAACCAAAAAACGCCCAUAUAACGGAGUGUCAAACAAAAAAAAAAUCCCCUUAUGGCCCUUCUUUCCUCUUUUAACUGUGGUUAGAAAAUUUUCAAAGUGAGCUUGAACAUUCUCCGGCAACACCUCACAAAUACCAAACCAAUGGUAUACCUUCCACCAAAUGGAUUGAGCAAAAGGACACCAAAAAAAUAUAUGAUUUUUGGACUCUAUACCUUCCACACAAAAGUGCAAGAGAGCAAACCACCAUGAAGAAUUACACCUCUAGAAGAAAAAUUCCCCCUCGUUCGGAUUCUUGAACGAAGGAGUUGCCAUGUUACCAUUACUUUUGACGGAUCCCAAUUAUCUCAUGCUUUCAACAAAAUUCCACCAAGCCUUGUUGAUAGAGAAGAAGAGGAAAUUUUUGAUAAUAAAUGAGAAUAAUUGACCUUAAUCAAAAACAUACCUCCAUUAUCAAGCCGGAAGGUCCAAGAGGACACCUUGCUACUCUAUAUCAAUUUGUGUUGCCUGCACUCCUCAUAAAAGUUUAUUUACAUUGAGAAGUUGAGGCAGGAUCGACCAAAAACAAGACUACUAAAGUCCUAACUCUAGGCCUACCAAAAACCAAUUCUUUUCUCAUUAAAUUUUAUAAGCAAAAAUACCUCAUAUGUAUUAAAAGUUAAAACUUGUUUUAUACCUCACUUACUAUUGAAAAUUAUAUUGGGCAUAUCCUUAGUUGAUGGAUUAUAUGAAUGUUAUGUUCCCUUUGAAUAAUCAUUGGAACCAAUAUGGUGUGGUUUGUACUUUGUCAGGGGCAACACCAAAGGGCAUAUUGAAGGUAAUGACGGCUAUGGGGAUUUCAGAGUUGAGUAUUUAUCACGUCAAAAGCCACUUGCAGAAAUACAGGAUCUCCAAAUUGAUUCCAGAGUCCACUACAAGAGGAAAGACUGAGAAGAAAAGCAUAUCAGAUAUACUGCCAAAUUUCUGUUCUAUAUCUGCUCUUCAGCUAAAGGAAAUCCUUCAAAUGCAAGCAGAGGUGCAAAAACGCAUGGAUGACAGAGUUGAGGUUCAAAAAAUCUUGAAGCUGAAAAUUGAAGCACAAGGAAAGUACCUAGACAGAAUUGGACAAAGUAAUCAAAGCAGAACAAUUACAAGAAAAGCUUUCAAGCCUUUUGUUGGCAAAGCUACACAUCUGCCCUCUCUUUCUGAGGAAUCUGAAUCCUUAAAAACACAAUCUGAGGAAGAACAUCAAGCAGCCAAAAAGCUAAAGAUCAUAGAUGAUGAUGUCUCAGAAUUCUGCAACCAAACCUGGAAUAACCUUUCUUGGAUUCAGCUAGCUGAAGCAACAUGCCAAUCACCUUUGGUGCCUAGUUUCUUAUUAUAAUAGGUUUUGUAUAAUUAGAAUAAAUGUUUGCCUAAUAAAAAAGUUUAUGAUGAUGUCCAUCUUAUAUACAAUGUUUGCUUGAUCUUUUUUUGGUCCUUCAAAGCAUUUUCAUAUGGAGAUUUAUAUGUUUGAGGGCCUAGAAAUGAACAAUGUUCUGUAUAUAUUGUUGGAUGAAAAUAAAAGGUUCAACAGAAUCACACAUCAUAUGUGUAUAA